CACGACACAGGACGGGACAGGAGGGCAGCGGCCGCCUUUCUCCUGCCCAGGGCGGUGGGGACGGCCCGGGCAUGCGCUCCCCUGGCCGCAGCUCCCAGGGGUGCGGGUGCCCGCCUGGGGUCCCCUUCCCGCAGCCCUCCCCGCCCAGGGCCGGCCGGUGCCUGAGGGGCGGGCGGUGAGUGACGGCGCCAGCGGGCGGGGAGCGACGAGGGAGCCGCGGGGCUGUCGAACGGGAGCACCAGGAAGGAGGGCGGCGGGGCCCGGGGUGAGGAAGGGCUGUGGUGUGCCUGCCCUGCGCCCGCAGCCUUGCCCCCGCUUCUCUUCUCCCCGGAGCUCGUCGGCGGGGCCGAGGACGCGACGCGUGCCGGGAACGUGCCGGAGCUGAGGCGGCGGCGGCUGACAGAUGGAGCCCGACGGCGCGGCUGCAAAUCAGACACAAACAGAAUCUUCACCUUCAACUCCCAACACUGUGUCACCAGUGCCAUUAAAUAAUUCAACCGGUGCUCCAAGGUUUGGAACAGUUACUCCAAAUCGCAUCUUUGUAGGUGGAAUUGAUUUUAAGACUAAUGAAAAUGACCUGAGGAAGUUUUUUGCUCAGUAUGGCUGUGUGAGAGAGGUGAAGAUAGUAAAUGACAGAGCUGGAAUAUCAAAGGGGUAUGGCUUCAUUACUUUUGAAACUCAGGAAGAUGCACAGAAGAUACUACAAGAGGCUAAAAAGCUUAGUUAUAAGGAUAAGAAGUUGAAUAUUGGUCCAGCAGUAAGAAAACAACAAAUACGGAUUCCUCGUUCUACUGUAAUACCAGAAUCUGGUACGAUGUACUUGACUACUUCAAGUGGAUAUCCUUAUAUUUACCAUAAUGGAGUGGCUUAUUUUCACACUCCUGAAGUUGCUUCUGUUCCACAGCCAUGGCCAUCACGCUCUGUUUCCAGCUCACCUAUGAUGGUAGCUCAACCAGUUUAUCAGCCUCCUACUUAUCAUUAUCAGGCACCAACACAGUGUCUUCCAGGUCAGUGGCAGUGGUCUGUUCCACAGUCUCCUGCUUCUUCACCUUCGUUUUUUUAUCCGCACCCUUCUGAAGUCAUUUAUCAGCCAGUAGGGAUUGCCCAGGAAGGUGGUUGCGUACCUCCUCCUUUCCUUCUAGUGGAAGCUGCAGUUCCAGAGCCAUAUUCUGAUCAUGGAGUUCAAGCGCCCCAUCACCAGCCUUACGCCCAGAGUGCCAUAGCCAUGCCUGCACCUGUGAGUCAAACUAAGCCAGUUAAAGAAUCAAGAUUGCAUUCUGUGAGAAGAAAUUUUUUACAUCAUCCGUCUGUGAGUCUCAAACCUCGAUAUACAUGAAGUCCCCAUUUUCGUCCUAGAAAACAGGACAGAAUGGAAGAUGAAGUAUGCCAUCUUCUUCUACAGAUUCUCUAAAGUGUCUUUUUAGGUAUUCAGUUUGCUAACGCACCUCUGACGUGGAGGAUACGUAGUUCCUAACUUCUGCCAUUUGCCGGAGCGUGCCUAAAUUUAAAUGCCAUAGUGUUUUGUAAAUAAAUAAAAUCAAAUUUUGUAGUUUUGACAGGUAAAUACAUGAAAUUGUGAUUUUAUCCUACAUUUCCUUUUCUUAAUAAAAACACUUCACAGGCCAAAACUGUAACUUCUGGUAUACAGCCUAAUGUAUAAACAUCGGUUACUAACAUAGAUUGAAAAAUGGCAUACAAGUUAUUAAACAGAAAAUUUCACAUUUAGUUUCUGUACUAUAUAAAUUUAAAAGGUCCUUUAAUUACAGUGGAAAAGCCAUUUUCCCACAUAUACAGUAGCAGCAUCUGUGUGUUACAGAUAUUUUUUUUAAUCUAUGUGCAUUUUGUUUCAAUUCCAAGAACUUUUGUGCAUUUCUGGUGUUUUUUGUAUUGUUCGGAAUUCUCUGUUCUUAAUAAGUUGUCUUUACAUGUGUGUCAUUUUAGUGCUUGGGUAGAGUAACUUCUUAAAAUUUGGACCACUAGUUGAAUAAUUGCUUAUUAUUGCUGAUGGUGACAUUUUUCUUAUAUGGUAAGCAGUAUAUUUGGCUUUAUGAAAACUUGAAAACAUUUGAAAAUUUCACUUCUCUGCUUUGAAUUUUUCUGUUGUCUGAGCAAGACUUAGGAACUCCUUUACAAUGUAAUGAGAUUGAAUACUUACUUCUCCUCAAUUGCAAGAAAAUAUUUUUCUUCUUUUUAUCCUUGCUUCUCCUUUCAUCACGCUAGGAUACCUUAUAUAUUUUGUAAAACUUGGGUUCCUAAAAGGUUAAAAUAUAACCUUUGUAUUUAAUAGGAAAACAAGCUAUGGGUUAUUGCUUAUAGUAGCAUUGACAUCUUUAUAUAUGUAAAAUAUGCUGGUUUAUUUUUGUUUGGUAGUUUGUUUUUUUUGUUUUGAUUCUUAAUCACUUAGGGAUCUUACACAGUGGGCAUUAUUGUCAGUCAAUGUAAGUGUAAUAUGUAAAUAUCUUAAAAGAUGAUUCUAGCAGUCACUAUUGUGCAGGAAAAGAGGUGGAAACUGGUGCUGUUCUUACAGUUGUUUGAAAUUGUUCUGGAAGGAGAUGCCAUGUACUUAGUUGCAUGUUUACUCAAGUUACUUUAUACCUUUACUAGGUAGAAAAAAAAAUCUACAUGAUUUAAACAUGAUUUGUUUUUAAAAAAAUGUGUUGCUGUGGAAGCUGUUGAGAUCGUUUUGCCCAACGAGUAUCAGAUAUUUGCAAGUUACUGUGUCCACAGGGAUAUCAGCAUAUUUCUGAGGGGCUAAAUAGCUGCUGCUCUAGUUUGUCAUGUCUUUGAGCCAAAAAUAUCUGUCCAGUUAUUCUUCUGUUUUAUUUAGAUUUUAGAAUUCAUCGUUAGAAAUACUACAGAAAUUUUGGCACAGCCUCACAAUAACUUAUUUCCAUGAGAGAAUUUUUAUGUAGUAAAUCUUUCUGUAAAUGCUAUGCUGUCUCUGAAGCUGCCAAAAGAAAGUUGUGUGUUCUGUUAGAGGCUUUUUUCUUGGAUCAUGAAGCAAAUGCACAUUUGAGCCACAAUGUGGAAGAGUUAGUCCUAAAUCCUUAUUUUGGGGAUUAGCAGUUUCAGUUUACUAAAUAUAACUUCCCUGUUCCUAGAGUGGUUUAGGGAUAGAAGAGGUAAAUUUCCUAACAAAUUCUAUAUUGAAAAUGUGCUCACGGGGAAGUCUUUUAAACUAAUAGCUUGAAAAUGUGUAAAUAUUCUGCAGUCAUUAACACAUCUAUCAGCUUAAGUUGCAUCUAAUGCAAAUACAAAAUGUCCUUUAUUUCUGUUUAUUGGAACAGAUGUUAGAUUGUUGCUAAUGAGUUGAUUCCAUGACCUUUGCUUCAAAGAACAUUUACUUCGUUUUUACUUCCAUAUGAACUUGAUCAUUUGGAAGGAUAUUGAGCAUUAAGAACAGAAGUCUACCCACAGUGUUCUGCUGCAAGGUCUAUAACUUCAGUCUGGAGGUAUCAGUUGUUAGGAUUAUAUCACCAGGUCUUAACAAUGCUUCAUUUUGUUCUGACACCUAGAAAACACCAAGAUGAACCACUGGUAGGUGGUUUUCCUUCAGGAAAAUGUUGAAACAUUGAUGGUUCUCCAUUCAUAUUGUAGUUUACCUUUCUUUAAGAUGUCUGCCAACAAUGAAGGCAUAACAUGAAUUACUGGUAGCUAAACCUUUAAGCUCUCAGUAGUUGAAAUCCUAUUUUACUAAUUCAGGUACCUCAAUUGUGUCUGACUUCUGUAAUUUAUUACAGGAAUACACUCAUUUACACUAAGAAGACUACACGAUUUUCUCACAGGUGGUGUCUAUUAUUUUGAUACUGUAGCUUCCACGAUUUUUAAAAUCUCAUAGGCUACACAGUAUUACCUUCCUACGGCUUAAAAUUUUCAUAAAAAUUUUCAUUAAAAAUUUUUCAAAAUUUUCAUAAUUCAUAUACUUCUAUACAGAAUUCAUCUAGUUAAGUGCAGAUAUUUAGAUUCCUCCCUGUGAUUUUGGGUUUGGAGAAGGGUUAACGUCUCCUUUGGACCUCUGUAGUUUCCCAUUGGUAGCUGUAGGAGGGUUCAGAUUAGGAAUAGGGUCCCUGGACACUUGGUAGCUGAUGGCAAAUAAUCAUCUUUGUCUUUGUGCACUGCUUGUCACAUAGUAGCAAACCAAAUUAAUUUUCUGAUUUCCAGUUCCUGAGAAUUUAGUGACCCUUGCUAGUAUUGUUUAUUUUCUACUGAGCUAGCUGUUACAGUGUUUUUAGCAACUGUUGUUUGUUUAGUGAUAUAUUUACAUGGUCAAGUGCUAAUUCUGACAUUCUGUUAAGUAAUGCUGGCUAACAACCUGUAGAUAUACAAAAUUUAUCUCUCCCUUGUGUUUUUAUGUAUUUGAUCAAGGAUUGGUUCUUGCAUUAAGUAGAAUUUUCUGGUUCCCUAAAGUUUCGAGUUCCUGCUACUUCUAAUCUUGAGCACCAGAAGUCCAUUCAUCAUCCCUGUAAAACUGUUUACAUAUUUCAUAUUAAAGUGAUUAUUUGUAUUCUGAAAUGUGUUUUUCAAAUAGUUCAGUCAAUGAGGAAACUACAUUCCAAUAUUAACUGAGCAAAACCUCGCAGAAUACAUGGCAGAAUACAUAGUUUUUAACAGUUUGUAAAUGUAAGAAGUUGUAAGGGUGUGAAAUAGUGGGUGUUUGGUUGUUGUUUUUUACUGUAAAAAUUACAGUAAAAUAGAUUUCUAGCUUUGUAAUGUUGAGCUGUUACAGUAGUUUAAAUUCACCUGGUAUAAAAUUUCCUUUGGUUCUGUUUCCUAUUUAAAAGAUACACAUAGUAAAUCAAUACAUUAAAGGUCUAAAAUAUAAUGUUAGUGUCUCAAUACGCAUAUACAAUCCUGUACAUGGUAGGCAAAUCUUUAAAGCUUUUAUUCAGAAAAUCCAAAUAGAAAUACAGAAAGCAAAACAGUAAUAUGUGGCUCUAAUUUUAACAAUGUUUAGUAUUGAAGCUAAUAUGUAGUGGGGAAGUACGUGUCUUGUUAGACACAUACUUGUCUCUGUAGACUUCUUGAGCCACAAAUAAUUAGAAAAUAUUGAAAUUAAGUUUGAGGGCUUCCUAUGGUCAUUUUACCCCUCUGUCCAUCGGUGGAGCUCUAGUCUACAUAAGUGUGUAUAUUAAAUGUAAGCAAAAUGCUGUUCAUAAAAUUUCUAAUUGUUUUUUAAUCAGAUUAGUAAACGAGGACAUCCAGUUUGAUUUGAAAAUGCAUGAUUUUAUUUAACUGAGUAGUUUCAUUCAAUACUGUAUUGCAGGUUCAGAGGAUCUAGUCCAUUGUAGCCUUGUUAAAUGAGAUACUGUGGAUGUAUAUAGAUAAAUGUGUAAUAAAUUCUUAGGUCUUUUGUUAGAGAAGUGUUCAUGGCUUCAUAAAUCCAAAGCUCCUUUUGUUGAAGCUGUUUGUGAUGCAGCAGUAAGCAAGAAACAAACAAAGUUUCUGUGGUUUGUAACUUCUAGUAAAGUUCUGCUUUGGUAGCUGAAAGUUUAAUGCAAAUACAUUGGUCCCUGUAUACUGUUUGAAUUGUAAUUUGUUUAUUUAAUUGUAGCAUACAUUAAUAGUUGAAACAGUUCUAGAAAAAUGUGAAAAAUUGAAUUGAUGAGCUUUUAUCAUUAAACUAAGCUUCUGCAGUCAUCAAAACAAACUAUUGUCAUCUAAUUCUACUUUUUAGAAUAUUUAAGUUAAAUAUUAAUACAGAAAACCUGGCAUUUCUGCUCGAAGCUAACAUGUUUAACAAGACUGUUGUUCCUGUUGCAUUCACAAAAUUGUUCAUUUUAGGGGAAGAAAAAAAAAAGAUAAAAAGACCUGUGUGAGACAAGAUAAAAGGGGUGGGUCAAAGUGGUUGUAGUGAAAUGAUUCUACAGAAAAUUAACUAAAUGACAGUGCUUUGUUUUAGUUUCUCUUAAAAAUAAUAGUUUUAAUAGUUCUUGAAGGUAGAGAUGUGAAAAUUAUUUGGCUAUUGAAUUGCAGUAUUUUUCGUAUUUUUCUAAUGGAAUUUUUUUUUUUUAAGUGUUUUUUUCUCAUUGUCCUUUCCCAAGCAAAACCUUUACUUUUUCCUGGAGUCAUAAAAAUUAAAAAAAGUAACCCUAAAAAGAAAUACAGAGAGGGACUAUGAAGUGCAAAAUUGUUGCGAUUUGUGAAUAAUAUUACUUAGUUAAUGCACUGUCUCUGAUUCCUGUAGUUGCUCAGUUAGCCUCAGGUUUUGGAGCUAUUUGACUAAUUUAGCUCUGGUUUCUAAUUCAUCUUCCUGAGUCUUAGUAUUUCUGUCCUCUGCUAAAAACAUUGUGUCAGGGAUGACUACACUGUAGCAGAUGAUCAUGCUUAUUUUUCUCAGUAUUGCUCAAAUACACCUUUGUAAGCUGCAAUCACAGCUGCUAAGAAAAGCUGCUACUGGGAAAUUUUCUUGGUCCAAAUGUUAUUUUACAUUUUGGCUUUGGCAGGGGAGCUAAGAGUAAACUGUUUUGUUUCUUGCUAGUUGAGUCACUUUGGGGCCUGGUGAAAUCUUUAUAAACAGAAGUGCUUUAUUCUGUAGGUAAUUGGUACAUUUUUAAGGUAUUUGUAUUUCCGAUGAUCGCAACUCUUUAACCUACACAAUAGAAAUGGUUCUAUUUUUCUAUAGAAAAGGCUGUGCAGCUUGUAAUACCUGAAUUUAUUCCAGGUAAGCUCAUCAGCUCAAGUGUUAGAGUGAAUAAUCUCACAGAAGUGCUCUUGGUGAUGGAGACUCCAGCUGGUUCUAAAUCACUUGGCUGAGGAGUUACUUCCCACGACUGUGAUACCACUUACAGAUUUCAUAGGCCUUCUUAGGAGUCCAGCUUCAGUUUCCCAUUUCAUCAGAAUGAAAACUGUUACGGGAUCCUGGAAGCUUUUCACAGAGGCAGAGUCACUUUGGGUUAAUUGCCCCACGGUUUGGUCAGGCCGUGGCCUAUCUCUGUUUGCCUUUUCAGAAGUCUAAAACUGAUGCCGAGCUUGGAUGAGUGAGUCUCAUGUGCUCUUCCCGUGGGAGCUGCUGUGAGUGACACACCUCAGUGAAUCCCAGCAUAGGGUGGGGACCUCUUCCUUCCCUGGUACCACUUCCCAGAACCUUUGCAUUUUGAGUCACUGCAGCGGGCAGUUUUGCUGCAGAACCUUGUUGCAAAAUGGAUCUAAAAACAAAACCCUUCUUGAAGCACCUUUUGAAGCCAGAAAUGUUACAAACUUGUUUCUCUCCGAACAGGUCCAGGUGUCUUGGUGCAGAUUUGAACUCCUGUGAGGAAUACUGCUCAUUUUGGUUUUGUUUUGUUUCCUUUGUUCUGCUGUGUGCUCAAUCAUUGCAUUGGUUCAGUCCAGAGACUUCUGAGUCAAGUCUUUAAUAGUAGCUAUUGACGGAUUUCCAGUUUGGAAGUUUGUAACUACUUGACUAAUCUGGGGUUACCUAAAAUAAGGAUCAUCAUUUUUAUCCGUAAGUGUUUCUGCAUUGGUGUCAAAAAGGGUUUGUUUAUACUGUGAAAAAUGCUGUCUCGGAGAGAGGUUUGGAAUCUGAUUUAGGCCUUGCUACAAAGAGUUCAAAUUACAGCAUUCUGGCCUCAUUUAAAAACAAAGCUAUCUUCAGUUAAAUAAAAAAACAAAAAAAAAGCAAACAGCUGGCAACUAGACUAGUGU
Messenger RNA from Anas platyrhynchos (mallard), 7641 nucleotides. The record is from RefSeq and is a predicted model, not a curated record. Lineage: Eukaryota; Metazoa; Chordata; Aves; Anseriformes; Anatidae.